UUAGUUUCAGCUCUCAUAAGUUCUUAAUACAAGACGGAUGUUGGCAACUAGAAAACAAGCUAUCAGUAGUUUUAUAUGAACUGGUUAGCAAUGACGUUACUCUUUAUUCAAUGGGUGCUAUGUGUAAUGACGAUUACGGUCGUAAGUGCUAAUGAAUGUGCACUUAACAGUCAAUGCGUACCUAUAGCUGAUUGCCCGUUUAUCCGAGAUAAUUUCAAUUUAAUCAAAAGGAAGCCCUAUUGCAAUUUGGAAAGUCGUGGUGCAAAUGUAUGCUGUAGGAAAUCAUCACAAAAUUACACCCAACCGAAAUAUGUUGAUUCGCGUGUCGUAAGAGAGUGCAGAUCCUAUGACAGUGUGCCAAGUCUACAAAAUCCAUUAGAAGAAGGAUGUCACUACACAUCUAACAUCGUUGGUCGCUCAAAAGCGGAACCUAAAGAGUUUCCUUUUAUGGCAUUAAUACACACUAAAAAGGGAGACGUGAUUGCUAAGCUUUAUGGUGGUGCUUUGAUUAGCAAAAAAUAUUUGUUAACAUCCGCUUCCGCUUUCGGCAGCAGCGAUCCUCUCACUUACUGGGUGCGUUUAGGAGAAUUGGAUCACGGUACUAAUUCGGAUGACGCUUUGACGCAAGAUAUUAAAAUCAAAAAUUUCAUACCUCAUCACCAAUAUUACAAGACUAAACUAUCUAAAUUCCAUGAUAUUGCUUUGAUCGAAUUGGCAAAAGAAGCAAUCUUCAAUGAUUACGUUCGUCCUGCGUGCCUAUCUCUGGUGGAUGAUAAUGAUUUUCGACAAUUUCUAUUUACUGGCUGGGGUUUUCCUAAAAGGGAACCUUCAACCCAUUUACAUAAAAUGAAAUUAGAUCGUCUCGAGGAUGCUAAAUGUUUUGAUAUGCUCCAACGCGAUGGUUGGGAAAAAGAUAUUAACAAUCGUACAAAUAUAUGUGCGACCCCUUCUACUGGCGACAUCGGUAACUGUCUUGGAGAUGGCGGUAGCCCACUUUUUGCGAAUCACCCCGAGUUUCCCUGUCAAUUCCUCGUAGUAGGCAUCUUGUCAUACGGUCGCGGAUCGGCUUACACUGCUUGUGGAACUAAAGACGAUCCUACUGUUUACACCAGAGUCAAAUCAUAUAUCGAUUGGAUACAACCUAUCGUUUGGGACUAGACUUAAAAAUGAGAAUGUUUUUAAUAAUUUACUUGUACACAAAUAACGUCAGGUGCGUGUGCACAUUAAAAUGCGUUUUUGUAACACGCUAGAAUUGUAUGUAGAUACCACAAUUUAUUAGUAAAUUUUCCUUGAUUUAAUUUGAAACUUCGUCAAAC
Messenger RNA from Glossina fuscipes, 1316 nucleotides. Its product is annotated as phenoloxidase-activating factor 3-like. The transcript has 4 exons. Gene Ontology annotation, biological process: proteolysis. Gene Ontology annotation, molecular function: serine-type endopeptidase activity. Lineage: Eukaryota; Metazoa; Arthropoda; Insecta; Diptera; Glossinidae. The record is from RefSeq and is a predicted model, not a curated record. The coding region runs from base 76 to 1158 and encodes 360 amino acids.